Messenger RNA from Micropterus salmoides (largemouth bass), 3632 nucleotides. It is a transcript of the gene primpol, whose product is annotated as primase and polymerase (DNA-directed). The coding region runs from base 355 to 1980 and encodes 541 amino acids. Gene Ontology annotation, cellular component: mitochondrial matrix; nucleus. NCBI's taxonomy places the organism in Eukaryota, Metazoa, Chordata, Actinopteri, Centrarchiformes, Centrarchidae. The record is from RefSeq and is a predicted model, not a curated record. The transcript has 14 exons. Gene Ontology annotation, molecular function: chromatin binding; DNA-directed DNA polymerase activity. Gene Ontology annotation, biological process: replication fork processing; error-prone translesion synthesis; response to UV.
CGCCUAAAAGGAAACAAGACGCUGUGGCUGAAGUUUGUGUUCAUAUUUCUCUUAACGUUACCAGUUUCCACACACUGACAGGUGACUAAAUGGACUAUUAACACAACUGUAACAUAAUUGGCUGGACUGUUGUACCAUUAAUCCUUAACUAAUGGUUGAAGGAUGACAAGAGGACCGAAGUUCAAACAUCCACUCUGCUGACCUCUCCUUGAGCAAGUCACUGAAUUUUUACUAGCUCUAGGGCGCUGCACUGUAGCUGAUCUCUGACCUCAGUUGGAGGUGUACAAAUGAUGAACAAGUUGCCCUAUGGGUGCAAUAAAAGGUCACAUAUAAGUGGUUCAUAAGGUCUUGAGGAUGAGGAAGUGGGGAGACCGAGUGAAAAAGGUUGAGCAGCUUGCUCAGUCGUUCCAGCUCAAUCCUCUGGCCUCACCCUACAAACCUCGACUGUGGCCGUGUCAGCCUUCCUCCAUCUGGAAGCUCUUCCCUCGUCAAAUUAUGGCUUUCGGCUUUGCUCAGAGCUGCAAAGAGGCUGUACAUGUUUUUGCGCUUGAGAAAGAAAAGACCCCCCUUGGUCAAAGGAUGUACCUGGUUACCAGUUACAGUGAGCUGUGGCAUUACUACAGGACUUACACACAGUCCUUGAUGCACUGCUAUGAGGUGAUACCAGAGGGCGCUGUUUGUAAGCUUUACUUUGACUUGGAGUUCCACAAACCCUCAAACAAAGGAGCUGAUGGGAAAACUAUGGUGUCUUCACUUAUCCAGUACGUUUGUGACAAGCUAAUGGACGUUUAUGGGAUUCAGUGCUCCACAAACAAUGUCCUCAAUCUCGACUCCAGCACAGAAGAGAAGUUCAGUCGACAUCUCAUCUUCAAUCUCCAGAAUGCAGCUUUCAAAGACAACAUACAUGUGGGUAGAUUUAUCCAUGCAAUUCUUCAACCAGUUCUGAGCACACCCAAAAAUGGUAGUGUCCUGAAUGUUGGGAUGAAUUCAGUGGCAGAGAACAGUGAAACACGCAGAACGCAUGCUGUUUCUGAGGGGAAGCCGGCACAGGCAGGUGAGAUGGCUGAGAGUUCACAGACCAAGAGGCGCAAGCAGGAAGAGAGAGACCUCAGGUUCCUCAAGGUGAAAAACAAGGAUGGCCAAGACUGUCUCUUUGUCGAUCUUGGUGUUUACACCAAGAACCGCAAUUUCCGACUUUACAAGUCAUCAAAAGUUGGAAAGAACGCUGCAUUCACUGUGGCAGACAACAACAAGUUUAUUGCCAAACCUGAAAAGGGAAUUUCCGAGGAGGAAAGUGUAUUCUUGGCUUCCUUAAUCUGUAAUGUGAGUUUCACAGGUCAAAGGAUUCUAACGUGGGACAUCCCAGAAACAAAGGAAUCCAAAACCUCAACGCUACUUGGCCAGCAGGGGUCAGCCUCAAAUGCAGACUCACUUAAUGGCUGCCUGUCGUCCCCUCAUCAAGAAGUGGACAACUUUGUAUUAACUGUGGUUACAAAGGAUGGCGUACAUGGAAGCAUCAGGCGAUGGAACUACUUUGCUGCUGAACAACUGCUUGUCUACGACAUCGCAAAAUACCGCUGGUGUGAAAAUGUGGAAAGGUUUCAUAAAAGCAACAACAUCAUGAUUGUUGUGGAUCUCAAAGAGGAAGUGUGGUACCAGAAGUGUCACGAUCCUGAAUGUAAGAACUUCCGGUCCUCAAGUUACCCACUGCCACAGGAGAUCUGUGUCAGCUACAUCAUGAAACUGGAUGAGGAAGACCAGGCUUACUUAAUGGACGACGCUGGAAACAUUGAACCCAGCCAGGCACCAAACCAGGCCCGUCAGAGCACAUUGUGUCCAGAGGAGGAAUCUGCUGAUGUGUGGGGAGACGGACAGGAUGACCAAGAGUAUUUAGAGAGCCUGGACGAAUUUGAACAAAACAGCGGAGAUAUCUCUGAUCAACUUCUGCUGAAAUGUAUGGAAGAUUUUGAUUCCCACUAGAGGAUGAGAUUUAUUUUAUUUUGCCUGGCUGUACAGCUUUAAAGAUUCUGGUAACACUUCCAAGUCCUCCCUCCGAUUUAGCAUUUAAAAGCAUUAUAAACAAUGUAAAAAUGGUGUAUAACACCCUAGAAUGUAGUUGUAAGUGUUUAUUAUUGUAUUUGUCAACCACUGUAACUUAACUCUUCCUGUGGGCACCCAUCAGUGAAGGCUGCUGUUUUAACAGAUUGUGUAUUAUAAUAUAGUAAAACACACUUGAAAUAUAGUAUAGAAAUAUAAAGUUGUUGACAAUUACUGUACAAUAAUAAACACUUAAAAUGGCAUAUUUGCUUAUACUACAUUAGUGUUAUAAAGUAUUUAAUAAAAUGUGUUGCCAAAAUAUAUGGAUUAAUGCACUUUAACAAUUAGAAUGAAACAAAAAGGUUUCUAGCUACAAAAAUAUUUAGAAAUCAUUUACGCCCUUUCAGGAAUCCAUCAAAAUAUGUUUCUCCAUUCCAAAAGACAAACUGUAUACCACAAUUUUGGAUUAUUUUAUUUGGUACAGUUGAUAAAUAAAGAUACUGUACAUAUAACUCCAGCACAAAACUGCACCUUUGCCCUUUUCACAUCAUAAGAGUCUUAAAAAAACAACAAUAUGGCUUAAACUGUCAACGAGGCCUCGACAUGAUUAAAUGUGUCCUAUGACCAUAAAAAAAUGUGAAUUCACAACACGUUUUUUGUGAAACAUCUGAAAAGACUCUUAGUUUCAUGGACCAUCAGGGAAAAGUUAAUUUGACAUGCUGACGAGGACGUGGAAUUACUUUUGAAAAACCGGCUUCUUAAAAUGAACAGUGAUACUAGCGAGCCAAAUAAAUACCCUGAAGACGUGUGCAUCAUACAAAUGACCGUAUGUAGAUUUAUCCUGCAACCAAUGGCACUGAAACAUGAAAAAGGAAAAAAGGCAUGUACAUUAUCGUAACAUUUGAGAUUUUCCAUGCAGAAACAAAAACAACCAAAUGGCACAAACGGUCUGUCAAGCAACAAGAUUCCUAAUAGGCCAUCAUCUACAUUGCGCACCAAAACCGGUUUAUCAGUCCUUUUAGCAUACAGCAUCGAGAAACAUGGGAAUGCAGGUAAUUAUAACUACAGCGCAUCAGGCUUGACACUUUGCAUACAAAUAGACUUUUCAGCAGAUACACUAUUUACAGGUUUAAUGGUUACAUUAAAUAUCAACUUAAAUAGAACCAAAACAUUAAAUAGUCUGGUAUAUAAAUACUUUGUCACUGUUGAAAAAGCAUGUUUAUAGGAUCUUUUGUGGUUACCAAGAAUAAAAAACACGCAGAAAUGUCUUCAGGGGCUGGACCUUUCUGACCAUGACAUAGUCAGAUUUGAUGGCAGUUAAGGCAUAAGAAGUCUCAUUUCCCCUUCGUUUUUAAACCCUUACUCGUGGAUAACUUAUACCGGUCACACAAUGACAUGUUCCUGGAUAUUAUGAACUAAUAAGCCAGUGAUGGCAGGGUAAAUUUAGUGCUACAAUUGCUAGAUGAAGUGGGGACAAUACAUACGUCAAACUGAAAUUCAUUAUCCAGUUUGUUUGAAAGCAAUUCCCAAGAUUGUGAAUAUUGUUACUUGUAGAUAAAUUGAGGCAAAUAACCAUCAAUAAACUAUUUGGUUCU